Molecule: messenger RNA, 2208 nt
Organism: Beauveria bassiana ARSEF 2860
Lineage: Eukaryota; Fungi; Ascomycota; Sordariomycetes; Hypocreales; Cordycipitaceae
Product: putative ATP-dependent peptidase
Exons: 2
Coding region: 1-2208 (735 amino acids)
Biological process (GO): protein quality control for misfolded or incompletely synthesized proteins; mitochondrion organization
Cellular component (GO): mitochondrial inner membrane
Molecular function (GO): ATP hydrolysis activity; ATP-dependent peptidase activity; ATP binding
Source: RefSeq, a predicted model, not a curated record
AUGGCUCAUCUCCGAGCCGUGGCGCCGCUCUCCCGACUGGGACUGCGUGCCGCCGCUCAGCCAGCUGCAUCGCUGCGCUUCUCUGCGCCUUUUCAGGCGCAACGCGCAUUAGGGCAGCCUCAGUCCAGACUAUCGCUCGCACCAUUCGCCUAUCGACAAUACGCUGCCCUCUCGACCGCCCUCAACCUCCGACCUCGAUUGAACUCGCCCGCCCUUGGUCGCCUCUUUGGCACCUCAUCAAACGGCAUCACCAGGAACCAGCUCGCCACCGCCGAAGAGUCCGCCAACAGGAACCCUGGUAACGCUAAUGCGCAAAAUGUAUUCUACCAACUUUUGCUGCGCGCCAAUAUGCCUGGCAUCCUCGUCGAGCGCUACCAGUCCGGCCGGUUCGGCACCAAUGCCGCGACGGAUGACGCUUUCAGAAAGGCGCUAGCGGCUUUGAACGCUGGUACCAACACUGCUACUGGCGCUGCGUCGGGUGUGACCCUUGGACGUCUUGGAUACGACUCCGAGGCUGCCAUUGCCAACGCUGCUGCUGGUCAUGGUGGUCUCGGCAGCGCUACUGCUGGUGGCAAAGGUGAACCAAUUCACGUCGUGGUGCAAGAGAGAACGCGCAUGUUCAUCUUUCGCUGGGUUCGCUUCGUUUUGACCUUUGCUCUUGUUACCUACCUCUCGUUUGUCGCCGUCACUGUUGUCAUUGAGCAACUCAGCUCCUUCCGCCGCGCUGGUGGCAAGAUUGACUCCGAGGUCAAGGCCGAAAACCAAACCACUCGAUUCACAGAUGUUCACGGGUGCGAAGAGGCCAAGGAAGAAUUGCAGGAGGUUGUCGAGUUUCUCAAGAACCCUGAAAAGUUCUCCGAUCUCGGUGCCAAACUUCCCAAGGGCGUUCUUCUUGUCGGCCCGCCCGGUACUGGCAAGACCCUUCUCGCCAGAGCUGUGGCCGGCGAAGCUGGUGUGCCAUUCUUUUACAUGUCUGGAUCCGAGUUUGACGAAGUCUACGUCGGUGUCGGUGCUAAACGCGUUCGCGAGCUCUUUUCCGCCGCCAAGUCCAAGUCUCCUGCUAUUGUCUUCAUUGAUGAGCUGGAUGCGAUUGGCGGAAAGCGUAAUCCUCGCGACCAGGCCCACUCCAAGCAGACUCUGAACCAGCUCCUUACUGAAUUGGAUGGAUUCGAUCAAGAUACCAAGAUUAUCAUCAUGGCCGCUACCAACUUGCCCAAGCUUCUCGACAAAGCGCUGACCCGACCAGGUCGAUUCGAUCGUCACAUUGAGGUUGGCCUUCCCGACGUCCGCGGGCGUAUUGCCAUUUUGGAGCACCACGCGAAAAAAGUGAAGCUGUCGCCAGAUGUCGAUCUCAAGGCAGUUGCUGCUCGCUCUCCGGGCCGCUCUGGUGCCGAGCUGGAGAACAUGCUCAACUUUGCCGCGCUUCAUGCCAGUCGCGCCAAAGCCAGCAUCAUCUCCAGAGCCGAUCUCGAGUGGGCUUUCGAUCGUGUAAGUAUGGGUGCUGAUAAGAAGUCGAUGGUCAUUUCGGAAAAGGAAAAGGAAAUGACUGCCUAUCACGAGGCUGGUCACGCUAUUGUGCAACUAUUCGAAAAGGACAGCGACACCAAGCUGUACAAGGUGACGAUUCUACCCAAGGGUGGAACGCUGGGCCACACCGCGCAUGUCCCGACCAUGGACAAGUACUCUACCACGGCCGCCGAGUACACUGCCCACAUUCGCAUGCUUCUCGGUGGCAAGAUGGCUGAAGAGAUGCGCUUUGGUGAUGACAAGGUCACCUCGGGAGUUUCUAACGACUUGGCCCGCGCUACAGAUUUGGGUUUCAUGAUGGUCGCGCAGUUUGGCAUGUCGGAUACCCUCGGCCCCAUGGAGUACGGACGCCGCUACGAGAAUCUAAGUUCGGAAACCAGAGCCAUGAUCGAGGGGGAGGUGCAGAAGAGUUUGAAGAAGUCGUACGAAGAUGUACGGAAGCUUUUGACGGACAAGCGCAAAGAGCUGGAUCUUUUAGCCCAAGCGCUGGUCAAGUACGAGACGCUGGACAAGGAAGAGGUGGAGCUGGUCAUUCGUGGUGAGCCUCUGCCCGGUAAGCCAGUGCUUGCCCGCGGGCCCAUGGUGAUACCCGUUCCAACCGAGCCAAGCACCCCUCCUGGGCUGGGCGAUGUGUCUCAACCCGAAUCUGAAUCACCGGCUCCUCCGGCUGCUGCAGACUGA